AUGUCCGCAACUCUAAGCAACAACACUUCUACCGUUAAAUUAAACACUGGUUACACCAUUCCUCAAGUUGGUUUGGGUACUUGGAGAUCCAAAGAAGGUGAUGGUUACAAGGCUGUCACUGCAGCUUUGAAAGCUGGAUACAGACACAUUGAUGGUGCUGCAAUUUACUUGAAUGAAGAAGAAGUUGGUAAGGCUAUCAGAGACUCUGGUAUUCCACGUGAAGAACUUUUCAUCACCACCAAGCUAUGGAAUACUCAACAGCGUAACCCUCAAGAGGCAUUGGAACAAUCUUUGGAAAGAUUGGGACUGGAAUACGUUGAUCUAUAUUUAAUGCACUGGCCAGUUCCUUUGAAAACAAAGAGAAUCACUGACGGAAACCUUUUGAGUAGUCCAGCCAAGGAAGAUGGUAAGCCAGAUGUCGAUACCGAGUGGGACUUUGUCAAAACUUGGGAAUUGAUGCAAGAGCUACCAAAGACUAAAAAAGCCAGAAGUGUCGGUGUGUCGAACUUCUCUAUUAAUAACUUAAAAGAACUUUUGGCAUCUCCUGGUAACAAACUGGUGCCUGCAGUUUUGCAAGUUGAAAUUCAUCCACUAUUGCCACAAUACGCUCUCUGCGAUUUCUGUAAAGAGCACAAUAUUCAAGUCGAAGCAUACUCUCCACUAGGUGGUCAUGGUGCUCCAGUGCUGGAUGAUCCUAUCAUCAAGCAAAUUGCUGAUAGACACAAUGCUGAUGCUGGUAACGUUGUUGUCAGUUGGGGCGUUCAAAGAGGUAUCGUCACCUUGCCAAAAUCCACUACUCCUGAAAGAGUUGUCUCCAAUUUGAGAACCUUUAAGUUGUCCGACGAAGAGAUGGGUUCCAUUAACAACUUGUCGAAGUCUAGAGGACAAAAAAGAACCAAUGCUCCUGACAUGUCUCCUUUCCCAUUAUUCGAAUAG
Messenger RNA from Torulaspora delbrueckii, 936 nucleotides. RefSeq lists its product as uncharacterized. Bases 1 to 936 code for a protein of 311 amino acids. The transcript has a single exon. Gene Ontology annotation, cellular component: cytosol. NCBI's taxonomy places the organism in Eukaryota, Fungi, Ascomycota, Saccharomycetes, Saccharomycetales, Saccharomycetaceae. Gene Ontology annotation, molecular function: aldose reductase (NADPH) activity. The record is from RefSeq and is a predicted model, not a curated record.